Molecule: messenger RNA, 1795 nt
Organism: Thlaspi arvense
Lineage: Eukaryota; Viridiplantae; Streptophyta; Magnoliopsida; Brassicales; Brassicaceae
Source: the annotation of a GenBank genome assembly
UAAAUACAGUAUUCACAUUUAGACUUGGGAUUCCCUCUCUUUAUUCGCCCCUUUGCUUUGAAUUUGAUAGGGUUUCUGUUUCCCUAAACUUCCCGAAUUCAAAUUCCUCUCCGUUCUUCUCUGUCACCGGAAAACGGAAAAAUGCAACCUCCGAUCUGUAACCCUAGCCCUCAGAGCCACCUUGGAUUUCUCAAAACGCUUCUCAUAGACUCGAUCAAGCAGUUCUUAGUGCAGUAUCGGAGCGGACGAACCCAUUUCUCCGAUUUCGACUCCAUCUUCUUUCGCCUUCUUCACGAUCUUCCCGAGCCACCUCUUGAAAUCGUCUGGUUCUACUCCGCCAUCAGGUUCUACUCCUCGGAACUGGGCUUUCAAGGCGUUUCCGUUAGGUUAACUGGGAGCUUCUUCCAGUUGCUAGCUUCUUUGUCUGACUCAUUUUCCGGCGCAAAGAGGGUAGCUCUGUUAUCUCCUAUCGUUUACCAGCUGAGUCGUUUAGCUAAUGUUAGUAGGAGAGACGCUUCGAGCUUGUUAGAAGGGAUUGUAAGCUACAUUAGCAUGUACUGCGUCGAGGAACCAGGAGAUGAAGAUGAUUUGUUAAUGGUCUCAGGGCUAAGUUUUGCUGAUUUGAGUCGAGUCUGGGUUGUGGAUGGAGUGGAAGAGAAUCGAAGAGUAGAGGAUUGUUUGGAGAUCUUCAUGCCAUUUGUUAGCGAACGAUUGCGUAAAGAGAUGGAUUCUGAGUCCUGUCGCGUCGGUUUCUUAGCUGGAGUUGUAGCUUCUCAGGUUUGCUUGCUCAGUUUAUGCUUGAGAUUUGAUUCGGAGUUAAGUAGAUCCGAGGUAGAAAAAGAUCUGCGAGAAUCUGUGCUUCAGAUGAUUUCUGGGUUCCACAGUUGCUACUUCUUUGAUGUCAUUCUCAAGAUGCUGCUGCUUGAGCCAUAUCUGCGUCUAACUCCACUACUGGGUCCGGAAGAUGAAGCUGUUUUAACAGAAAUCAUAACGGAAGCUGUGAUUGAAUCAGUGGAGAAGCUAUUCCUAAACCCUGGAAAUGGCACUCCACAAAGAAGUUCACACUUGAAGAACGUUGCUAUUACCUGGUUAUUUCUUUUUGACAAGGCUUCUCUUAGGAGAAAUAAAGAUCAAGAGGAAACCAGCAGGUACAUGAACAUGUUCUCCAACUCACGUGUUCCUUAUCACUUGAUCAAUUGGGUAAUCAGUCAAGGUGAAGUGAUUAGAGAUGCAGACACGCUGAUAAACUCUACGCCCGCGUCAUUCAUUGAAUGGCUCGUAUCCCUUGAAGAGCAAGGACUUGGGGUUUUCGACUGUGACCAUUCUAAAAGCUAUGCCAAAACAGUGAUUCGCAGGUCAAGACCAGAUCUCAAUCUCGAAGCUCACAUUGCUGGUGAUCAAGAUGCAGACAUGGCUGAUGAUCACAUUGUCUCAUCUAUCCCAGUUCUCAGCAGCAGCACAAGAAAGCGUAAAGACGGGAGGCGUAAUAAGGAGGGAAAAACGAAAGUGAAGCUCUUCAAACAUAGACACAACAACAACCUUCAAGAGAACUCCAAAUUUCAACCUUUUCUCUUCUCAGAUAGUUUGGUGAAUGGGACUGAGGUUGAAGUUUCAGAUAUGGAGCUAUGAGUUCCGAACCACUUGUCAUAAAUAAAAUCGGCUUAAUAUGAAACCCAUAUAUAUGGUAGAGAUGUAAGAAUGCUGCUGAAGUAAUUGUUGUUUAGAGAUUAUAACAAGUUCAUAUCGUAAAAGUAUAAACUCUUUAAAGUCUUUAAGAUUAGUGGCGUCUUUGAUU